Messenger RNA from Salvia splendens (bonfire salvia), 1071 nucleotides. Its product is annotated as esterase AGAP003155-like. Lineage: Eukaryota; Viridiplantae; Streptophyta; Magnoliopsida; Lamiales; Lamiaceae. Bases 4 to 945 code for a protein of 313 amino acids. The record is from RefSeq and is a predicted model, not a curated record. The transcript has 6 exons.
CUCAUGUGUGUAGUGUGUUUAUCACGUGUCCAUAAAAGAAAGAACCUUCGCCGUCCACGCCAUCCAUGGCGUCUGCAGCCUCCAAAUCUAUAUAUAUGGGACAGCAAUGACACGUUUUUGAAUCACUCUUCUCCCCGCGCUGCCAAACUCACGUCAAUUUGCAGGCGAAAGGAGAGAAGAAGCACGGAAUCUAUUAGUAUUAAGAGAGAGAGAAAGGGGGGUUUAUUUUGGGCGAAGAAGAUGGAGAGUGAAGGAGGUGCGAGGAAAUUGAGAUUGCUAUGUCUCCAUGGAUUCCGAACCAGCGGCGAAAUUAUUAAGAAGCAGGUCACCGGAAAGUGGCCGGAAUCUGUGCUGGAAAAAUUGGAUCUCGUUUUCACCGACGCCCCUUUUCCUUGCCAAGGAAAAUCCGAUGUUGAAGGAAUCUUUGAUCCGCCUUAUUAUGAGUGGUUCCAAUUCAACAAGGAAUUCUCGGAAUAUGUGAACUUUGAUGAGUGUCUUGCUUAUAUAGAAGAUUUCAUGAUCAAGCAUGGCCCUUUUGAUGGUCUUCUUGGUUUUUCACAGGGUGCGAUUCUAUCGGCUGGACUAGCUGGAAUGCAAGCAAACGGCUUGGCUCUCACAAGAAUACCUAAGAUAAAACUUGUGGUGAUAAUCGGGGGCGCCAAAUUUAGAAAUCAAUCCGUGGUUGAAAAAGCUUAUUCUGCACCAAUUCAAUGCCGGUCUGUUCACUUUUUAGGGGACCAAGACUUUUUAAAGGAGCAUGGCACCGAGCUGCUCGACUCGUUCGUUGAUCCUUUGGUGAUCCGUCAUCCCAAGGGUCAUACCAUACCCAGAUUCGAUGAGAAAGGUUUGGAGAGCAUGCUUGGUUUUCUUGAGAAGAUGCAGAAGGAAGUUGCAGAAGAGAAACAAGAAAUUACUCUGGAAAAAGAUGAUCUGAUUGAGCUUUGAAAAUCCUAAUUUUUACCAAUUGAAACAAUUUCUACAUGUAUUAAACAUAUUUCCUUGUAGUAUCAUACACUAUAACUACGCCAAAUAAUGCUCUCAAAUAAUAUUUAGAAAUAGAUUUCUAGGCAA